Athalia rosae (coleseed sawfly) is the source of this 7955-nucleotide messenger RNA. Its product is annotated as rho guanine nucleotide exchange factor 10. The coding region runs from base 1333 to 6078 and encodes 1581 amino acids. Gene Ontology annotation, molecular function: guanyl-nucleotide exchange factor activity. The record is from RefSeq and is a predicted model, not a curated record. The transcript has 14 exons. Gene Ontology annotation, biological process: positive regulation of stress fiber assembly; actin cytoskeleton organization. Lineage: Eukaryota; Metazoa; Arthropoda; Insecta; Hymenoptera; Athaliidae.
AAAGAAAAGCAGAAGCAGAAGAAGAAGAAGGAGAAGAAGAAGAAGAAGGAGGAGGAGGAAGACUAGCAGCAGCAGCAGCAGCAGCAGGCAAGCAGGGCGACUCGUGUCUCGCGCUGCUCUUCUCGUGGCUGUGCAUCGUUUAGGUUUACGGUGUCCUCCUCUGUGUCUCUGGAAGUUGGAGUAGAACGAGUAUAAAAUAGAAGGAGAGGGGCGACAGCCACUCUAGGGCUAAACAAUGGGACGAGUUCGUGAGUAAGGAAGGCUGCCCCCGCGGAGAGGCGACUCGGAGAGAAAAGGAGGGAGGGGAAAGAGAGAGAGAGAGAGAGACGGAGAAGGCGCAACGAGCAGCACACUCGUGGAGGAGCACGUUGAAACACUUGGCCCGUAAGAUUUUUAGCCCAGUUCUAUUUAGGCCGUCGUCGAGCCCUCGAAGGGUUCGUUCGGGGAGUCGGAAGAACCGUCCUAUAGAUACAUCGUAAAUUGAACGCGUUUGUUUUUGUUGUCGUUCGUAUCGUCCACCGAUAAACCGCCGCGAACACGGGGUAAUGUUCACCUGCGAAACACCGAUCAACGGACAAUAAUCCACUAAUUUCACAGAAUCCGCUGAUCUCGGUUAUACUUCGCGGUAUACUCCCAACCCUUCAGUGUGUCUCGGGUACUCGUGAUGUGCCGUUACUCGUUAGGUACAAUUAUUGUUGUUAUAAAGUGAUGCCGAUGCUGUACGGUGGUGCUGGCGAAGCUCCUCGGUUGUACGAGUCCAACCGUAAGUGAAGUGCUUGCGGUGAACAAAUUAUUCGUGUGGUUAAACUAAACGAUGUGCUUAGUUUCUCGUGAGCAUCGAGUUGCUGUAGCAUAUUAUAAGGGGCGUUCUUAUGCACCGCGUUCUAACAAUGGAUGAAUGCAAAACGCUUCAGUGUAUGCAUAACAUGUAAUAAAACCAACGGACGACCAACCAAAGGAGCAACGAGGGAAGAGAGAAUCCGGCCCGAAUAAUAAACUCGGUGACUGCGGUGUAAUUGUUGUGUUAUGAUUUUUUUGCCGCGUUUCAUCAUACCUCUGUAAUAUUUCGAUUUUGCUUUCGAUUUCGCCUUGUUUUUUUUUUUUUGUUUCUUUCUUUUAUUCCAAAUAGUUUGAAUUUUAUUUUUGUUUCGCCAUUUAACGGACACAUCGUUAGAUCGUAUCCACUACGUACAUACACGAGUUUGUGAUACACAUCAAAAAGGAUACUCGCAUCUACAUUAAUCGCUCAUCAUCAUCUACAUAAAGAUGUGGUACGGGAAAUUAUGCACCGAGAAGAGGAAGGACUUGAGGGUGGUAAAUCGAGGAUGAACAAUGGCCUCCUCCCUCGGUGCGGGUGGACCGGGUCUGGCUCAAGGAAAUUCAAUUCCUCGAAGAGCCAACCUGGAGUUCCCGCCACCUCCACCCUAUCCUCCGCCCUCGCGUCACGUGACGUCGGCCGGUGCUGCGGUGUCAUCUUCGAUUUCUCCUUUGUCGUCAAAUAUCGUUGCACCAGGUGCUGCUGCCCCGUCGACGCCCCCGAUGGCCGCCACUUCUUCGUCUCUGCCAAGGCAUUCUAGUCAGCUGACUCCUGCGGCGGCACAGGACUACGCUUACGCUUACUACGAGCCCGGACCAAGUCGCCUGCAUCCUUCGUCAAAUUUUCAUCAUUCCCACUUACAGUCCCCCACCAUACGACUCGGAAUCCAAAGACAGCAGCAACAACUCAGUCCCAAUCAUCAGGAGUCUUUGAGGAGGCAUACCUAUGUCACCAGAUACGGAACGGAGGAGAAUAUCUAUGAGGAAAUUUCGGAAAUAAGCCGGCAAUGUCGAAGGGGUCUUCACGGUUCGAGGAGAUCUUUGGUCGCCGAGGAGGUCCGAAGAGUCCAGUUGAAGCACCGUAGAGUUCUUGGCGAACUGAACCUCAGCGUCGAAGCGAUGCUGAUGCCUCCUGGUUCUAAUUGUCCCGUUCAAAACGAAAGAGGUCAAAGAAGUCAAAGAGGAACAUCUUCGACGGAAGAACUACUAGCUUCGGUCAGUCCAACCGAUGAACUAUUAUCCCCCGUUGCCUGCGAUUUGGAUAGCGGAUUCAGCGGUAGCUCCAGUGCAAGUUACAGAUCUGGACUCGGAUCGCUCAGUCGUGGAUUCGUGAGGACUAGUACCCCGGAGCUUGCCGCAGCUGGAGGAAAUUCUCAGAAAAAGGCAAAGGCUGUAAUGCUAUGGCGGAAGGGCUGGAAAGGAUGGAAGAAAAUUCAGUCGUUCGGGGCUACUAAUAAGGAUGAGCCCCGUUCGAGAUGUAGAUCAUGGGAUGACGUAGGCUCAGCUAGAAUGGAGUCGGCUAGCCAGCAGCAUAGGAAUCCUCAUCCUCCGUUGGAGGCAACCAUGUCAACGCAAUCUACUCAGUCUGCACGCAGCGAGGAUUCUUGGUGUUCCGCAUCUGACCAUGACCUUUCUUCCGAUGAUGAGAGCGAGAAAAGUAAUAUCAGUAUUAAAAGUAAUGGCCAGUUGAGGAAUACUCUACACAAAGCACGAACGCUAUGUGAUAAAUGGAAAUCUCAAAACUUGAGAGUUAACAAUACAGAACCACUGGAAUCACCUAGUAGCCAAGGAAGACUGUCGAGAUGGUUCAGUAUUCGAAGAGGGUCUACUCAUCAGUACGACGUCGAUACAUCCGAUACUGUUUCCUUGACCAGCCCCAUGAAGGCUUCGCAGAUGCCGCAGCUGUGCGAGGUCGAAGAGGAAAAUGGAGCCAUGGUGCAGUUUCAGUGUAUGCAACAGCGGAGACAAGCACCGCCAACCCUCCCUCCCGUACCUUCCAAUUUAACACCCCAACAAUUGAAGCGUCGACAUAUCGUGGCUGCAAUUGUUCAUUCGGAAAAUAGCUACGUAGCCACUCUACAGAGGCUUGUUAACGACUAUAAAAAACCCCUGGAGGAAUCAUCGCCACCGGUACUGGGACAGUCAAAAAUAUCAACGUUAUUUCACAGGCUGCCAGAAAUCCUUCAGUGCCAUACGCUGUUCAGGAUCGCUCUGGCCGAGUGCGUUCGCUCCUGGGAUAAAGAUGAGAAACUAGGUGACGUUUUCGUAGCUAGUUUCAGCAAAGCUAUUGUACUCGACAUCUACAGUGGCUUUAUUAACAACUUUUCCGUGGCGAUGGACUUGGCUAAACAAGAAUCGAAGCGAAAGACUGCUCUAUCUGAUUUUUUUAAGGUCAAACAAAUUAGUGCUCAUGACAGGCUGUCGUUUUUUGGACUGAUGGUGAAACCGGUGCAGAGGUUUCCACAAUUUAUAUUAUUUUUACAAGACUUAUUAAAACAUACACCUCAAGGCCACCAUGACAGAAUGUCUUUACAGCUGGCAUUGACCCAACUAGAGAGUCUGGCAGAGAUGUUAAAUGAGAGGAAACGCGAGGCUGAACAAUUCCAAGCAUUUAAGGAAAUGUUGCGUCAUGUUUCUGGCAAACUCUCUCACCGCCCUCUUUCCUCUUCUUCGCGUUAUCUAAUUAGAGAGGAUAAUGUUACGCAAUUGGAAUUCAAUCAAAAUGGGAUGAUUACAAAGUCUAAAAGACGACGACUGCUGUUGUUGAACGAUCUAGUCGUAUGCGUAUCUGUAGCACCAAGAUCUACCGAAGAUUUCUCUGGCAGUGAACGUCUAAGCUUAAAGUGGACAUAUCCUGUAGCCGAUGUCGAGAUUCAGGAUACUAGUACAUCGCCAACGUUGAGUCGUCUGCUUACGGCAGGACUAAAUAAAGGUGGCAGCUUAAAAUCAGAUCGCAGUGGAGAAGGUGGGCAGGCAGGUGCGGACAAUUUGUGCGCUGAGAUGAACGAUUUAAUGCAAGAUUAUGAAGUCAUGUCCAGAAUCAGUGAUCUAGUUGCUCAACUCAAAGGAUCUUAUAACGGUAUGACUGCGGAAAAUACAAAGCAAAUUCUACAGUCCAUUCAAUCAUCGAUACAACAGAAGGACGAAGAUAUGGUAUGGGCGGAUAGCUGUUGUCUACAAGUAACUACAAAGCAGGGGCAGAUGUACACAUUUCAAACCGAAAAUCCUUUUGUCAAGAAGGAUUGGGUGACCGAACUUAGAUUGGCCCAAUUAGCUCUAGACCCCAACAAUUCACCAGCUUGGGAAGUUCCUGAACAGGAACAGAGACCUUCCACAAAAAUGCCUUUGUUUGUUAGCUCUCAGCCUGUCUAUCACUCGCAACAUCAAUCAGAGGUCAGAUGUGGUUGUUAUUAUACGACACAAAAUCCUCGCCCAACUAGGCGACGUGGAAGAACUUUGAGCUAUCUCUGGAUAUGUACAAGCGACGCAGUGUCCAGUCAUGUCACAGUCUUUGGUCAGUCGACGACCGCCACAUCUACUGCUUUGAAACAAGUAACUGCUUUUGAUUUGGUAGAAACCAAAGUUGCAGCUAUCGAGUUUAUCAAGGGCCUAUAUAACGAGCCUAUCACACUUGCCAGCGAUCUUGUAUGGAUGGGAACAGAUUCUAGAAAGUUAAUAAUCUAUGCAGCUUCAGAGCCAGAGAAACAAGAAGAGCUCGGCAGUUACCCCGUCACAGGGCCUGUAGUACAAAUUAAAUAUCAUUGCGAUAACGUUUUUGUCGCGCUGGGUAACGGAUCGUUGUUGAUGUUCAAGAGGCAAUUUGACGGAAGCUGGCUUCUGAGAGAUCCUUUAGUAAUAUCAUUAGGCAAUGAUCCAGUCUCCUGUCUAAUGCCUAUAAAUUCCUCCGUUUACGCUGCUUGCGGUAAAAAAGUUUGGGUUCUCAAUGGAAACACCGGGGAAAUAACGAAAAGUUUCAGUGCUCAACACGAACACGUUGGCAAUGUAAAACUCAUGGCUCAUUCCGGUGUUGGUCUUUGGGUUUCGUUGAAAAAUUCUAGCACCGUUUGCCUAUAUCAUACCGAGACGUUUAAACACCUCCAGGAUAUCAACAUUGCGUCAAACGUAUUGAGGGUCACUAAACCAACUAGUUCAAAUAAUUCUUGUGGUGAUAAUUUGAACAAUAAUCAAACAAUCGUUACAGUAACUGCUCUGAUGGCGUGUAAGGGAUUGUUGUGGGUGGGAACAAAUGUUGGCAUAAGCUUAACCAUUCCACUUCCUCGUCUGGAAGGUGUGCCUAUAAUCAGCGGUCGAGUUAACAUAUCAUAUCAUGCUCAUUUCGGUCCAAUUACAUUUUUACUAGCUAUACAGAAUAACAAAAAUACCACAAAUUGUAUCAAGGAUGAAGUUAUCGAAGAGGACAGUGUACAGCUUAGAAACAAAGAUGUAGAACACAUUCAUCGGCCAAGGGAAAGGGCCAGUUUAGAUGUUUCACUGUCCAGCAACAUGGCUAAGCUGAAGCAACAACUCACCAGUAGCCCUGUCAUGUUACGGCGCAAAAGAAGUAAGGAAAAUGAAUACCGAGGGUCGAAAACAUUACCCCGUGGUCUAGGCUGCGGUGGUUGCUUAUUGUCGAGUUCAAUCACAAGUUCACAGAGUUCGGGAGAGAACUGCGACGUUUAUGGAUUAUAUGGUGAAUUAAUGUACGUUAAAGAUUAUGAGAAUGAAAAUAGUUCUGGUAUCGAUCCUAUAUAUGAAACGCUGAGACAAAGCGACCCGGAACUUGCAGCUAUACCAAACAAAGUGAGCACUUUAGAUCGGAGGUUGAAAAUGAAGAUCACCAGACCCAGAUCUUUGGAUUUAUCGAAUUGGUCCGUAGACUCCCACGCGAGUUCGUUGUACACUUCGUCCGGUUCCGAAGAAAACUUAUCACUAAAAGCUGGCAAACUGUCGCGGAAUAGCAGCAAUGCGAGUAGAAAUACUCCGUACGAAAUAGCGCUUUCUGCUAACAAUACCAUCCCACCUGUUAAGGAAAUAACUCCCAUGCCCAAAUCGAAGGGUAACAACAAGAAAAAUAACAAAGGAGCGCAGCAAGUCGACCAGCCCAAACGCACCGUUUUGACAUUAAUGGGGGGAAGAGGGUACAUAAAUUGGAGACUGCCAAAUAUACAAUCUGUUAUAGAUAAAAAUCCAAAGUCAACAUACGCGCUGAAAGAUCCUAAUAGUAAUGACGCACAUAUUGUAUUAUGGGAAAUGAAGUUAUGAUACCCUGUGAUUAUAAACCGGUUGGAUUUUGUCUAGUUGGGAAAUUGACAUUCGCUUUUGCCGUGGAUUGUUGAUUGAAAUUACUCCGACUGUUAUUUAUCAGUCUGAUAUUCUUCUGCUGAUAACUUAAUUUCAAAGCAGCCACAUCCUGAUACAAAAUCACGGUACAAAAUGUUUGUUUGUGAUUUGAGAAUCUCUAUCAAAAAAGUCCGGAUGCAAUCGCGUAGAUUCUGUUUGAAGAGGUUUUGUAUCUGGUAGAGCAGAACGAGAACUUCGGUUACGGUUCGAUACGAUAAGAAGUGUGUAGAGCGCACCUCAGAUAUAUGCAUUCAUAAAAAUCGUUGAAUUUGAUGUAAAGAUGAUUUCGUUUAAACUCAUCAUGACUGUUGAGUUACAAAAUGUCACCCGGAUAGAAUAAUGAAGUAUACUUGAAGGUAUACUGAAUAACGUUUAUGAAAAAUCAGGCAGGUGCUAAUGCUUUGUUUUUUUUCUUUGAAGUUAUUUCGUGUGCAUAGAAUAUUUUAUUAUUAUGUACAUAAUUUGUUUCUAGACUUUUUUUCACCUAUACAGGGGUGUGCUCUGAAAUUAUAACGUAGAAGUGAGGGACUGAGACAAAUUUAUUACGUUUUUAUCAACUAUGGUAAAGAGUUUUAUACGAGUUUAUAAAUAAAUAUUAUAUAGUUCAUAUAAUUCCUAUGAAAACAAGGCCUAAGUGUAUUGUAUAUAGCGUUAAACUGAAUAGUAUUAACAACUAGUUUCGCCAUACAGUAUUUCAUUGUGUUAUUAAACAAUUGAAAUCACUAGCGUUUACUAUUGCAUAUUAUAUCGAAUAAAUAAUAUCCGUCACUAGUCAGAGCAUUGUCCCUGUGUAUUGAGAUUUACGAUGUCGACAUGAGAGAUAUGAAUCUCAUUAUUGGUUGUAACUGAAUUGAUUACAAGUUAUGAAUGGAGCAUUAGUUGAAAUUGUUGAUUCGAUUGAAGCUUUCUUUUUACUUUUCAUUCCAUGCUGCGGCAGUUGACUUGAUGUAAUUGGUUGUUUUUCUUUUCUUUUUUUUUUUCAUUUUUUGUUCAGAUUUUGCAAGAAAAGCUUCUCUAAUAAUGCCUACUUUUAAGUAAAGUAAUAUUUACGCUCUGAAUUGGAUAACAAUGUUCUUAUUUCAAACACUGAUGAAACAAAGAUGCAAAGUCUGUUGAAUUUAUAUUACGAUGGCCAGAAUUGGAGCAUUUUAUACGUUUGUAGUACCACCUAUAACUCUAUCUAUGUAUGUAAUAUUACACAAAUAUUAAGGAUGUUAAAAUAGAUCUGAUAAUGUUAAAAUGUGCAUAGUGAUAUGUUUUCCCACUUUUUAUAUUUUAUCUAAAUGUUAGCGCAUCAAAUUAUUUUUGACUCGAAAUUAUACCGCUAGCGUAAUUAUUGUUGCAUACAAAGCGAAGAGACUAGGAUUCUCUGAUGUUAAAGGAACAUACGUAAAUAUAAUUCAAAACUUAAAAUAAGCAAAAACAAGAUUGUCUAUCAUUUGUUGUGAUAAUGGUUUGAAAUUUAUGUCAGUUACCCAGUGAUCUAUCGUAUUGUACUUCUUGGCGACAAAUAUCGUUAAGUUUGCUAUUUGCUGACACAAAUUAGUUUAAGAAUGAUGUAUGUACAUAUAUAAUAUAUAUGAUCUUGUACAUCAAGGCCAAUUUUAUACAAUAUUGUUUAGCUAAACAUGUUUGUAUUUUGUACACAACUUUCUUUAGAAUGCAUAUACAAAGAAAAAGAAAAAGAUCUUUCUAUUUAUAUGUAUAUUAGUUUAAGUAGUUAAUACCGGUAGUGCACUGAUACUUGAUCAUGUAUAUUUAUUAUUUAAAUAAAUAUAGCAUUAUUCCUUCGAGAAUCA